Molecule: messenger RNA, 1799 nt
Organism: Teleopsis dalmanni
Lineage: Eukaryota; Metazoa; Arthropoda; Insecta; Diptera; Diopsidae
Product: CDK5RAP1-like protein
Exons: 2
Coding region: 82-1794 (570 amino acids)
Biological process (GO): negative regulation of cyclin-dependent protein serine/threonine kinase activity; tRNA modification
Cellular component (GO): cytosol; mitochondrion
Molecular function (GO): tRNA-2-methylthio-N(6)-dimethylallyladenosine(37) synthase activity; 4 iron, 4 sulfur cluster binding
Source: RefSeq, a predicted model, not a curated record
UUGAAUGCGGUGAACUAAAAUUGCUUGAGUUUUAUAAUAAAAUUAAUAAAAAAAAUCUGUCUUGAAGUGAAGGACUUCAACAUGAAACUAUGUUUAAGCAGGACCUGGCGUACUUUAUCCGCUAGAAGUAAUCACAAACGUAUUUUAAGCACUGCAGCAAAAUCCACCAAAGUCUCAAAUACACAACGAGAAACAUUUUUGGAAAGAGUCACAACCGGUCCUGGCCUACAGGACUUCAUUAAUGUUAAACACGUACCACGUGUAAAUGCAAUACCAGACCCAACUACAAUUGUGCCUUAUAUAAAUCCCGAUACUUACGCUGGGCAGGGACGCCGAGUGUUCUUCGAGGUUUAUGGCUGUCAGAUGAACACAAAUGACACGGAAGUGGUUUGGGCAGUGCUGCAAGAGAACGGAUAUAACAGAACCAGUGAUGUACAGGAGGCGGAUGUAAUCAUGCUGGUGACGUGUGCCAUACGAGAAGGUGCGGAGCAAAAAAUUUGGAAUCGCUUGAAGCAUUUAAACGCAAUGAAGUCAAAACGUCCAGCACGUCGACCUUUACAGAUAACGCUGCUGGGUUGUAUGGCGGAAAGGCUAAAAGAGCGCCUAUUGGAACGUGAACAGUGUGUGGAUGUGAUUGCCGGUCCCGAUAGUUACAAAGACUUACCAAGAUUAUUGGCUGUUUCCAGACAUUAUGAACAAGCGACCAUUAACGUGCUGCUAUCAUUGGACGAAACAUAUGCUGAUGUGAUGCCAGUGCGAUUGAAUGUGGAAUCUCCUACAGCUUUUGUUUCAAUAAUGCGCGGUUGUGAUAAUUUGUGCACAUACUGCAUAGUACCUUUUACGCGUGGUCGCGAACGCUCACGUCCCGUGACAUCAAUCGUCAAUGAAGUGUUGGCGCUGCGUGAUAAAGGUGUUAAAGAGGUUACACUCCUAGGACAGAACGUCAAUAGUUAUAGAGACAUAACUGUUAGCAAUUCUAACGAUAAAGUUACUAGUAACAUAGCACCAGGUUUUAGUACAAUUUAUAAGCCAAAAAUCGGUGGCGUGCCAUUCGCUACGCUGCUCUGUACUGUGGCAGAAGCUGUGCCUGAGAUACGUAUACGUUUCACAUCACCACACCCAAAGGACUUCAGCGAAGAUGUAUUGCGUGUUAUACGUGAUUAUCCGAAUGUUUGCAAAAGUUUGCACUUGCCAGCACAAUCUGGCAAUGAUGCGGUGCUCGCGCGUAUGCGACGUGGCUAUACACGUGAUGCCUAUCUACGCCUGGUUGAUACCAUUAGAAGCUACGUACCUAAUGUUGGUCUCUCUAGUGAUUUCAUUUGUGGUUUUUGUGGAGAAACUGAAGAAGAGUUCGACGAUACUAUAACACUUAUCGAAGAGGUACGUUAUAAUGUGGCUUUUCUAUUUGCAUACAGCAUGCGUGAGCGUACAACCGCACAUCGAAAAUAUGUGGAUGAUGUACCUGAAGCUGCCAAAAUUGAACGUUUGCAACGCAUGGUCAAGGCGUUUAGACACACUGCAACAGCCUUGCAGAAAGAGUAUGAGGGAAGAGAUGAACUUAUACUCUUAGAAGGAAAAAGCAAACGCUCAAGUGAAAGUUGGUUUGGUCGCAAUGAAGCUAACAUUAAAGUUAUUGUGCCUGCAACAGCCUUGCCUACAUCGAAAAAUAGUGCAGAGACAAAGGAAAUCGCUGCCGGAGAUUUUAUUGUAGCCAAAAUAACCGAGUCCAAUUCGCAAGUGCUAAAGGGUACGCCACUUUACAUUAGCACAAUAUCAGAUUUUUACAAUAAAUAAAGAAU